AUGAAGAAGUUCAAGCGCAGUGCGCAAUCGCAGCCAAAGCAUGGCAAACCGGCGUCCAGCGGUGCAUCCAAAGCACCAGUUGCGCCUCCAAUCCGCCGCCCAGGAUGGACCGGACCAAGCUAUUUACACAAACCUGCCAAAAAGACACCUACACCAGCGAAAGAUACCAACCCGAUAGAACAGAUCCAGAGUCUAUCUAUUAAGCAUCAACAGCUCGUUCUUGAUACAAUCAGGACUACAUUCCCUGCUGUGGACGAGUUCGACACCUUGAAACCAGUGUUGCGCGAGAUCAGAGAAGCGCUGGAGCAAAAGGACUUUAGCAAAGCGUUCGGGAGCGAAGAGUUCAUGGAGGCGUAUACGAUUCGAUGGAGUCCGAGUAGAGCUUUGACGAUUGGGAAUGUGUUGGCGUGGAUGUGCAGUGAGAUGAGCGAGGCUGCGUGGGUCCAGCAGUUCCUUCACAAUGAAAAGCCUUCCAAGAUUGUGUGCUUUGGACGAGGAGCAUCUGACUUAUUAGCGUGCGUGGCAUUGCUAAAGCAUUCUCAUGAAAGUGAACCCGACGAACUCCCUCGGAUAGAGUCAACUUCUCCUGAUCACAACGACCGUGCUAUGGUUGAUCUCAACCUCAUUGAUAGACACGAUUGGUCAGGCAUCGUCACAAAACUACAACAUAUGCUCACACAUCCCCCUCCUCUCUCCAAAUAUGCGACAGAAAAGGCCCGCGCUUCAAAUAUCUCCGCCCUCCCAUCCCAAGCCAUAAAUCUAGCAGUCAACAACCUCGACAUCCUCAAAAGCGAUAAUCCAACCCUACAUACCAUGAUUGGGCCCAACCCCGCGCUCAUCACUCUCUUCUUCACACUCCACGAAUUCUAUUCCAUCUCUAUAUCCAAAACUACAGCCUUCUUGUCAAGACUGACCGAGACAGCGCCCAAAAGAAGUCUAUUGCUCGUUGUUGAUAGCCCCGGAGCUGAGGUUGUGCUGCCUGGUAGUAGCGACAAAGGGGAGGAAAAGAAAUAUCCGCUCGAGUGGCUACUUUACCAAGCUCUACUACCGCCUAAGAGCGCAAAUUCGGAGGGGCAGGGAGAACCAGCAUGGAGGAAACUUAUUAAUAGUGGUCAUGAAAAGGAGUACAAGUUACCUGCAGGACUGAGAUAUCCAGGAAGUCUGGAGAAUACCAGGUUCCAGGUGCACCUAUUGGAGCGUUCAUAA
This is a messenger RNA of Fusarium tjaetaba, 1206 nucleotides long. RefSeq lists its product as uncharacterized. The record is from RefSeq and is a predicted model, not a curated record. The transcript has a single exon. Lineage: Eukaryota; Fungi; Ascomycota; Sordariomycetes; Hypocreales; Nectriaceae. Bases 1 to 1206 code for a protein of 401 amino acids.